Molecule: messenger RNA, 2806 nt
Organism: Ruditapes philippinarum (Manila clam)
Lineage: Eukaryota; Metazoa; Mollusca; Bivalvia; Venerida; Veneridae
Product: tripartite motif-containing protein 2-like
Exons: 1
Coding region: 589-2568 (659 amino acids)
Molecular function (GO): zinc ion binding; protein binding
Source: RefSeq, a predicted model, not a curated record
UUCUUGACUUUAAACAUGUUACAGAUAAAAGCUUCAUAUAAACACACAUUGGCAAUAUUUGAAACUAAGCGAUCCAAUCUAUUAAUGCGUAGUUGACAUAUUGGACUGCAUUCCAGAUAUCUGAUUUAAUACUAAUAUCUCAGGAUUGCAAACAUUUUACAAACACGUAGAACAAUUUAUUUGGAAUAUUAUGUGAUAAUAAUUCAAGUAUAGGCCAAAUGAUUAUUUUACGCUCGAUAACAAGUGCUUGACGAAAAGUUAACAUUCAAGUCGCAGCUUGGUGUGUGGAAUUUAGUUCUAAAAUGAAAUAAAAAGUGCCAAAGACUAUUGAUUUUAUCGGUUCUGUAGGUGACAUUGCUGUGGGAUCGUUCUAGUUAUACUAACUGACACCAAACAGUUACACUCGUGAUUCGGUAAAUUGUUAUAGCGAAAAAAAACAUUUAUUUGAAGGAAUAUAAUAUCACAUUAUACGAAACUUAAUGUAUUAAAACUUAUAAAAAAGAAACAGAAUACUUGCAGACACGAAAGAAGUAUAGAGAAGCUAAGACUAAUAAUUUGUUUCAACCAGAAACUAGGAAAAAGAAUAAAAUGUCAUCGAAGAAAGAGGAGAAUAAUUCACAAGGGGACGAGCUUAGGUGUGGACAAUGUGUUAAGCCAUAUCGUGAUCCACGUCUUCUUAAUUGUUUACAUUCUUUUUGCAUGGAAUGUUUACAGGAACACGUGACUAAGAACAAAUGGAAGAAAACCCUUCUAUGUCCAUUAUGUCAGAAAGAGAUGCUCAUUCCGAAAGACGGUCUCAGUGCGAUUGCAAAAGACUUUUACAUCAAGGCACGCCAAGAUCUUGGGAAGCUUACAACUACGUCUGAAUGCGAUAUUUGUCCGGAUAAGGAACUUGCACAUAGCAGAUGUCUCAACUGUGAUGUUAAUCUAUGCAAAAUAUGUAAAGAAAAACAUUGUAAUCCGGAAUCGGACCAAGUUCAUCAUUUCCUGGAAUUUGUUGAACAACCUGUAUGUACACAAAACAAACCAACCCCUUCCACAAAACUAACGCAGAUGAGCUUUUGCAACAAACAUUCAGACCAAGAAGUUAACGUCUUUUGUACAAAAUGUAAAAUAAAUAUAUGUGUAAAAUGUAAGGACGACAAGCACAAAACACAUGCCGUUCAAGAAACUGCAGAAAUGGCAAAAUCAAUACGUGGAUCUUUAACUCAUUUUCUAGGUGCUAUCAAAGAAUAUCUCCCCGAGUUUGAAGAUUUUGUGAAACAGGUUCGAAAGGGACAAAAAGAACUAGACAAAGACUUGGAGAAUACUAUUAAAGAUAUCCAAGCAAGAUCAAAAUUCUUGCAGAGGGAAAUUGAAAAGAUAGGACAGCAAAUUAUAAAUGAAGUCAAAGAAAAACAUAAAGUAGAAUCUGACGAUUUGAACAAGGAGGCGAAGAACAUCAUCAACACUUACAAAUCAAUAGCUACUGUUGCUGCAUCUGCAGAAAGAAUUCUUAAAAUUGGGAGUGAUAUAAACGUGAUCGAGUCAUCCAAGCAAAUACAGAAAAGAUUUAUGCAGGUAGAAGACGAACUCCCAUCAUUGUCACGUGACACCGUUGCAACCGUUGGCUUCGUACCUGGAGGACUUAAGUUUGAUUCAUUAACAAAACUGUUUGGUCAAAUUACCAAAGGAGAAAUUGCGCUGCCCACAUUGCCUGUCCCGUGGGGAAUUCGUGUAGCUAAAGAGUUUGAAAUGUGCUCAAUAGCAGCAUUCAAAGUUAAAAGUACAGCAGAUACUGUACAAGCGAUAGCUCCUAUUUCAGAUAAAGAGGCAUGGAUCUGUUGCGGAUGGGGAUCAAAAGAUGUUUAUCUAUAUUCCAUAACAGGUGAAAGAAAGAAAAAGGUGACACUUGAUAUUCAGGUUGAUCAUAUGUGUGUCACACCAUCUGGUGAAAUUCUUGUGUCAAGUUAUGAGGAUAAGUAUAUCCGCAAGAUUAAUAAAGAACAUGUUGUGUGUGACUUCGCGAUGCCUCACCUUUAUCCUGGCGGAAUGGUAAUGACGAAAAGGAAGGAACUAUUUGUGUGCGCGGUAGACAGUUAUACAACACGUCGGGCUGCUCACUCCUAUCGAUGUUUAAUGAAAAUGUCGGAAUAUGGAAUGAACAUUGAUGAAAUCGACGAAGACGGUGACACGGUUUUGUUCGGAGCACCAUAUAGAAUUUCGGAAGCACCUAACAGAGAAUUGUGCGUUACCGAUAGAGAAGAGGGAAAGUUGCGAGUAAUAAGAAUUGACCAAGAAGGAUGCCGUAAGUUUGUUUAUACUGGACCUACAGAGGUGAAAACGAAACAACCUUUUAACCCAUUAGGCCUCUGUUGUGACAGGGCAAAUAACUUAUUAGUUUCUGACUGGGGAAAUCAUUGCGUCCAUAUGGUAAAUGGUGAAGGGGAAUUCCUUGGCUUCAUUCUAUCGCAAAAAGAUGGACUUUUCAAGCCGAAUGCGAUGGCGCUGGACAAAACUGGUAACCUUUGGAUAGGUGACGGAAACGCUACCGUACGAGUUUAUAAGUACGGAAAACGUGACUAUUAGUGUAAGCAAUAUCGCGAAAUCGCUACUGGAGUGUAACAUAAAUCACAAUAGUAGAACUAUGCUUAUGAGUAUCUAUCUAUUGGAACAUAUAUUCAAACAUAUGAAAAAAAUCAAAACAAUUGCUCAGCCUUAUUUAUCAUACUUUAAUAUAUACAGACAAAUGCUAAGUAUUAAGUGUUAUAAGUAUUAUAUUAUAUUAUUACAUAUCAUGUUACAUUAUUUCAAAAUGUUUUAUUAA